AUGAUAAAUUUAAUACAGAGCAUUCUUUCUAGCCUAGUGAUAGCAGAAUUUGUUCUAGGCAAUUUUGCCAAUGUCUUCAUAGCCCUGGUGAAUGGCAUUGACUGGGUCAAGAAACAAAAGAUCUCCUGCACAGAUGGAAUUCUCACUGCCAUGGCGGUCUCCAGGAUUGGUUUGCUCUGGGUAAUAGCAUUAAAUUGGUAUGCAAUUGUAUUUAAUGCAGCUUUAUACAGUUCAGAAAUGAGAACUGUUGUUAAUAUUGCCUGGGUAGUAAGCAACCAUUUUAGCCUCUGGCUGGCUACUGGUCUCAGCAUACUUUAUUUGCUCAAGAUAGCCAAUUUCUCCAGUCUGUUUUUUCUUCACUUAAAAUGGAAAGCUGAAAGAGUGGUUGUCAUGAUACUGUUGGGCUCUUUGGUCUUCUUGGUUUCUCAUCUUGCAGUGGUGAGCUUAGACAUAAAAAUGGAGAUGAAUGAAUUUGAAGGAAACAUCACUUGGAUGACCAACUUGAGGGACAUUGCACACCUUUCAAAUAUGACUGUAUUCACAAUUAUACACAUCAUACCAUUUACCAUGGUCCUGGCAGCUUUACUGCUGUUACUCCUUUCCCUGUGGAGACAUCUCAAGAACAUGCAGCUCAGUGGCAAAGGAUCCCAAGAUGCCGGCACCAAGGUCCACGUAAGAGCCAUGCAAACUGCAGUCUCCUUUCUUUUGAUGUUUGUCAUUUACUUCUUGGCUCUAAUCAUCACAGUUUGGAGUUUUGAUAGCCUUCAUAAUGAAGAGGUCUUCCUGUGUGGCCAAUUCUUUGCAAUUCUCUAUCCUUCAAACCAAUCAUUUAUCAUAAUUUGGGGAAACAAGAAGCUAAAUCAGAACUUUGUUUCACUUUUAUGGCAGGUGAGGUGCUGGCCGACAGAAAGGAAACUUGCAACACCACAGGUCAAUAGGAGGGGAAUAAUUUGUAUUCUAGCAGAAACAAAGUGA
Messenger RNA from Pteronotus mesoamericanus, 975 nucleotides. Its product is annotated as putative taste receptor type 2 member 33. The transcript has a single exon. NCBI's taxonomy places the organism in Eukaryota, Metazoa, Chordata, Mammalia, Chiroptera, Mormoopidae. The coding region runs from base 1 to 975 and encodes 324 amino acids. Gene Ontology annotation, molecular function: G protein-coupled receptor activity; bitter taste receptor activity. Gene Ontology annotation, cellular component: membrane. Gene Ontology annotation, biological process: detection of chemical stimulus involved in sensory perception of bitter taste; G protein-coupled receptor signaling pathway; sensory perception of taste. The record is from RefSeq and is a predicted model, not a curated record.